Messenger RNA from Pollicipes pollicipes, 2738 nucleotides. RefSeq names its product carotenoid isomerooxygenase. NCBI's taxonomy places the organism in Eukaryota, Metazoa, Arthropoda, Thecostraca, Pollicipedomorpha, Pollicipedidae. Gene Ontology annotation, molecular function: beta-carotene 15,15'-dioxygenase activity; carotenoid dioxygenase activity. The transcript is spliced from 10 exons. The record is from RefSeq and is a predicted model, not a curated record. Gene Ontology annotation, biological process: carotene catabolic process; retinal metabolic process. Bases 1 to 1938 code for a protein of 645 amino acids.
AUGCUGAAGAUCCUAGAGGAGGCCAACAAGGAGGCGCUGGCCACCUUCCUCUGGCCACCCGGCUACAGCGCCGGCUUGGUCCGGGCCGCCUCGCCGCCGCUCGAGCUCACCCUCUCACCGCCGGAGACCCCGCAGCUCACUCUCUCACCGCCGGAGAGUCCGCAGCACGCGCCAUGCCUGAGCCGGACGCCAGGUGGCUCGCCGGCGGCGCGUCGGCCCAGUCUGCGUCCGACGGGGUGCCGGCGAGCCGACCGCCGCCGCUCCAGCGUCCAGCUCGAGCUGCUGAUGGUGUUCGGCGGUGCCGAGGCGACGGCCGUGCCGCCGGUGCUCGACGCACCUGGCUGCUACCCCAACUGUGACCUGUCCGUGUGGAUGCGCUCUUGCGAUAAGGAGCAGCUCGAGCCCCUGCACGGCACUGUGACAGGAACGAUUCCGUCCUGGAUUCGGGGAUCGCUGCUUCGCAAUGGCCCCGGGCGUCUCAACGUCGGAGAUGACGAGUUCAAACACCUGUUCGACGCGUCAGCUCUGCUGCACCGCUUCCACAUCUCCAACGGCACCGUGACGUACCAGAACCGUUUCCUGAAGUCGCGCACCUAUGAACGAAACACGGCGGCGCGACGGAUCGUUGUCUCCGAGUUCGGCACUCUGGCGGCCGUGCCCGACCCCUGCCAGACCAUCUUCCAGAGGGUCUGCAGCAUGUUCAGCACAGACGAGAUGAUGACGGACAACGCCAUGAUCAGCAUAUACCCGUACGGCGAUGAGCUCUACGCCCUCACCGAGACGCCCUAUCUGUUCCGUAUAGAUCCGGAGACUCUGGAAACAAAACAACGCGUGAAUCUGAUGAAGCACGCGCAAAUAGUGAACCACUCUGCGCAUCCUCACGUCUGCCCAGACGGGACGGUGUAUAACCUGGGCCAGAGUGUCGGCCUCACCGGGCCCACCUACUGCAUCGUCAAGUUCCCGCCGCGCGACGAGACGGGCCCGGAGAGCUGCUUCGAACGCGCGGAGCUGGUGGCCUCGGUCGGCGCUCGCUGGAGCCUGCACCCCUCCUACAUGCACAGCUUCAGCGUCACCGAGCGGUACUUUGUGCUGAUCGAGCAGCCGUUGACCGUCAGCACCGUGGAGAUCUGCAAGACGCUGCUGCAGCAGCAGCCUCUGGUGUCGGCGCUCCGCUGGUUCGACGAGCCGACUCGGUUUAUCGUGAUAGAUCGCAACACGAACACUGCGACGAACAUAGCUUACCAGACGAGCCCUCUGUUCUUCCUGCACACAAUCAACGCUUACGAAGAGGACUGUCAUCUCAUAGUCGAUCUGUGCGCCUACAAGGACGCCGAAAUGCUUGACUGCAUGUAUGUCGAGGCACUCAAGUCGGCACAGGCCAACCCCCACUACGCCGACAUGUUCCGGGGCAGGCCGACGCGGUUCGUAUUGCCGCUGGAGCCGGGAGAGGGCGACGCCGACCUGGUGACCCUACGUGGCACGGCGGCCUCCGCCCGUCGCUUGCCCGGCGGCACGGUCCAGCUGACCCCAGAGCUGCUGUGUGACCUCGGCUCGGAGACGCCCCGCAUCCACUACGACCGCGUCAACGGCAAGAAGUAUCGCUUCUUCUACGCCAUCUCGUCCGACGUCGACGGAGACAAUCCGGGGAAGCUGAUUAAGGUGGACACGGUGACCCAUCAGGCCUUGACCUGGUGUGAAGAGGACGUGUAUCCAUGCGAGCCCAUCUUCGUCCCAACCCCCGACGCUGUGGAUGAAGACGACGGGGUGCUGCUCUCGGCGCUGCUGUGGGCUCGGGGCCGGGACAGACAGGUGGCGCUCCUGGUGUUGGAUGCCCGAACUAUGCAAGAGCUCGGACGUGCGCAGUUCACCGCAGACGCGCCCGUACCCAAGUGCCUGCACGGCUGGUUCAAGGAGGACAGACUGACAGACGCGACCUAAGACGGGUUGAGCUGGGCUGCGCGCUCUGCUGACUGCGCACGAUUAACCUAUAUCCUAUCCGUGGCAACAACAGGAUUAAACUGAAGACCUCUGGCAAGCAUUGCAAGGUUUCGCCGGGUUUCGUGAGGGCUUGUCAGCGGAGGGCAGGUCUUCACGAGCUCGCAUAUGAAACUCUGGGUCACAAAUCAGGCAGAUCAACCGACGCCACCACGAGAAGAGUCUGCUGUUACGCUAGUCUCUUGUGAGAAGCUGAAGUUAGGUGUCUGUGUAUCUUCUGCGUUUUAACUUUAGUAUUUUUGCAUGUGCGCCAUGGCAUAGCGCUCGGCACGCUGGGCGCUUGGUUGGCGAACUGGGCGCUCUGUUGGAAUACUGAGCGCUUAGUGGGCAUACUGGGUGCUCGGUCGGUAUACUGGGCGUUCGGUCGGCAUACUGGACGCUCGGUCGGCAUACUGGACGCUACUGGGCGCUUGGUCUGCGUUCUGGGUACUCGGUCGGCAUACUGGACGCUACUAGGCGCUUGGUCGGCGUACUGGAUGCUCGGUCGGCAUACUGGGCGCCUGCUCGCACUGUGCGCCUGGUCAUGCCGAGCGCUUCAUCGUUUCUCCAUUAUCAUAAAGCCCUGGGGCUAUCAUAUACGUUCCGGAAUCCGCGCUUCGUUUUUAAAACGUAAGGUUUCGGCAGUGCGUUCUACCUGUGCUCGUGUUCUUUUUUAUACGGGCAUACAAUAGUUUUGGGAUUAUGGCGAUUUCUCUAGCUUCCACAUCUGUUUCUAAACUGCGCGAUCUGUACAUGUUUGUAAA